Molecule: messenger RNA, 7022 nt
Organism: Biomphalaria glabrata
Lineage: Eukaryota; Metazoa; Mollusca; Gastropoda; Planorbidae
Product: cubilin-like
Exons: 37
Coding region: 122-6469 (2115 amino acids)
Biological process (GO): cell-matrix adhesion
Molecular function (GO): calcium ion binding
Source: RefSeq, a predicted model, not a curated record
CCUUAGCCUCGUAGAUCUAUUUAGAUCGUCUGGUGUAGCGAAUAAUAACGUAGACAUCUAUAUAUGUUAUUUUUCUUGUGCAGUUUUAUAUGCCUUACUAAGUUUAGAUAUAGAUCACAGUAUGAAUCGAUCCAAGCUGUGGACAUGGAUGUCCACUUUCAUCUUUAUAACAUGGACAACAUAUGCCUUGGCUCAAACGACGUCGGCGACAGCAGACUGCGGUGGUCAGCUAAAUUCGACUUAUGGGAUAAUCAAAUCGCCUGGCUAUCCCAACAACUACCCUAACUCUUCUAAUUGUCGAUGGACCAUAACAGCAAACGUUGGACAGGUGGUCGACUUAAGGUUUUACCGGAUAGACUUGGAAGGGCUCAACACUUCAUGCUAUGAUUCUGUCCAAGUGUAUGAUGGAGAAACACAAAACUCCUCACCUCUCACUCAGCUGUGUGGAGCCAUGAGUCAGGCAGAAGUCUCCAACGUUAGAAUAAGAUCUACAGGAAACAAGCUUACCGUUGUCUUCCAGUCUGACUACGAAGGAACUAGACAAGGAUUUAUUGCAACUUACUCGGCAAUAGAAUGUCCUGCAUUCACCUACGGUCAAGACACCUGUAAUCAAAUGUGCAGCUGUGUCAGAAAUAACUCUAUUGUCUGCAACUCUGUGACAGGGGCGUGUGUCUGUAAGGAUGGCUGGAGCUCAGCUACUUGCAACAUAGCUAAAUGCAAAAUCAACAGUUCGUGUAGAUAUCUUUGCACUGUCACUAAUACGAAUCCAUGGACUGAGCAAUGCUCUUGUCCUAAUACUAUGAGAACAGUGUCCAACAGCAGUGGAGUCUUCUGUUUAAACUAUUACGAUUGCAAUUCCAGGAUAAGGGAGACCUCUGGUAGUCUGACAAGUCCUGGUUAUCCUCUAGGUUAUGAAAACAAUGUCUUAUGUGAAUGGCGGAUUAUAGCCAGUGUCAACAAUCGACUUUACAUAAGUUUUUCAGACUUCAGCCUUGAAGCACACUCAACUUGCAUUUGGGAUUAUGUUGACAUUUACGACGAGAGUUUGUCAGGAUCUAAGCGCCUUGGACAUUUCUGUGGAAACGCCUUGUCAAAUUAUAUUGAGUCAAGUACAAACACCUUGCGCGUUGUUUUUAGAACAGAUGGCUCCGUGACAUCGAGAGGAUUUCAAGCCGAUUUCGGCACAUUAUACAGACCAUCUACCUAUCAACCCAUCUGCAUACCAACAACUCUGAAUGGAAUCUCGGGUUACUUUUCAAGUCCAAACUACCCAAACUACUAUAGUGCCGACACUUUGUAUUGCUGGAUCAUAUACGGGACACGUAUAUCAUUAAGAUUUCUUGCCUUUGAUCUGGAAAGUUCAACCAACUGUGCAUCAGAUUCAGUACAAAUAUUUGACGGCCCGACUUCACAGUCUCCGUCCCUUGGGAUACACUGUGGCACUUUUAUCCCGGCAUCCAAAGUAGCUAAGAGCGGACAACUCUAUGUUGUUUUUAAAACUAACAGUUUAGUAAAUGGUAGAGGCUUCAAUGCAUACUUCGAGAAAAAUGCAUCAUGUGGUGGCAAACUAACGGAUUUAAGUGGAACAAUCACAAGUCCUGGCUACCCUUAUUCCUAUAGCCAUAGUUUGACCUGUGCCUGGAGUGUUGAAGGAACGCCAACCCAAAAAAUAACACUACGAGUGGCGGAUCUUGCGCUAGAGACCGCCCAGAACUGCGUGUAUGACUUCCUAGACGUCUACGACGGUACCAGCAUCAGCGCUCCCAGAAUCCUCCACGUAUGUAACAGUACAACCACUAUAACAGUGACAACGAGAAGCAACAUGUACAUAAUGUUCAAGUCUGACGAGUCAGUCUCCAGCAGAGGAUUCUCAGCUAAUUACGAAAUAACAAAUGACUGUCCGGCAUGGGCCUAUGGAUUAGGGUUAGGCUGCUCUCUCUGUUCCUGUCUACGAAACACGUCUGCUUCUUGCAACGCCCAAACUGGUCUGUGCACGUGUCUUAGUGGCUGGACCGGAACUGACUGCUCCCAGAGAGUUGAUCCUUGCCUGUCCGAUCCUUGUCCUUCAAACAUGACCUGCUUAACAAAGGGCGACAGCUACACGUGCAUAGCGGGAGUAAACAAAGGCUGUAAUGUGACCAUCACUGCCACCAACGGUACAAUAGCAAGUCCUUAUUAUCCUAGAAGCUCAGCUUAUAACAACCGGACGUCUUGUUCAUGGACAAUUAAUGGUCCGGUUAAUACAAUCAUUACUCUGAACUUUCUGGAUCUAAGUCUAUCAAACAAUUACAGAUGUAACUCUGAAUCUGUUCGAGUCUAUGAUGGGUCAUUAACAACAUCACGUCUUUUGGGCCAGUACUGCAAUAAUAUAGUUCCUAACUUUUUGUUGUCAUCUUCUAACUCUAUCAAAGUGACCUUUACACCCUACAUCUAUUACUCUAGCAAAGGUUUCCUUGCUUCAUUUAUGGUCCAUCGCUGUUCCAGUUUUACUUAUGGCAGCGGAUGUUCUCAAACUUGCAACUGUGUCCAGUCCAACACUGACGACUGUGACAGAACUACUGGCGUCUGCUUCUGCAAGUCUGGAUGGACAGGCUCAAGAUGUGCAGACGAUAUAAACGAGUGUAUGGCUAGAAAUUCAGUUUGUCCAGCUAAUUCUGAUUGUACGAACACAGCAGGCAGCUAUGCCUGUACAUGUCGACGUGGUUAUAUCCGCGAUACUCUUGGUCAAUGUCUAGUUCUAAACAACUGUGUAAGAAACUCGGCCCUGUGUUCCCACUCAUGUUACAUUAACACUGCAGGAAAAGAGGAAUGUGUUUGUCCAGACAAUUUGAUCCUUGGAUUGGAUAAAUUUAAAUGUAUUGUACCAUUCUAUAGCUAUGGCCAAUCUGCUGGAGACACUUUUAUUAAUCCUGCUAAUAAAACUUCAAACGGAGUAUACUUCAGUACAGUCAGGUUUAGUGAUGUAACUCCGUUUGGCAACAUAUUACGAAAAGACGUAUAUGUUUUCAGUAAUGGAGUCAUCCGUUUCUCAACAUCCGAACUGUCCAGAGAACCAGAUUUCAAUCUAGCUCUCUCCCAGAACAACUAUAUCAUUGCUCCUUUCUGGUCAAAAAUGGACGCCACUAAAGGAUCUGUCUACUACAAUGUCUACGAGAAAUGUGAGGAGGCUACUUUUAAAAACCCAGGCAGCAUCUCUUCGUCCACCUCUAAGGCUGUGGUCAUGGAGAGAGCCGCUAAGGACAUCAAAUCAUUUUACAACGUGACAGAUUUUGACGUGAAUAGAGUUUUAGUCACAACUUGGUUGAAUGUACAGCCUGAAUCUACGAUGCCUUAUUUAGAAACGACCAGCUUUCAGUUAGUAUACAUCAGUGGCUACAGGCAAGUUCGAGUUGGUUACACUGACCAGUUCACUGACGAAGAAUCUGCGUUUGUAAUAUUUAUUUACCAACAAGAUAAGAUGAAGUGGCAACAUAAAGAAGGACGGGUAAUCAAAGCUGGUUUUGUAAGACCUGGGUCUGGUAUCACUGACAUUGCAGCUUCUGCUGAUCGGAUCUAUACUCUUGAUGACGUCAAUGGAACAGGAACUGGUUUGGUUGGAGCGUGGACUUACGAGGUCUCCAGGCAGACCAGUUCCACUCAGAAAUGUCAGAGAUACAUGUGCACUAACAAAGAACUUCUGUCAAACGCCAAAUACAUAUCAGACAUCGACCAACUCUACAAGUGUCCUUGUACUUUAAAUCUGCUGGACAGAAGGUGGUGGGUGUAUCAGAUUCGUGGAAACGUCACGUGCUACGCUCUCAGUUUCAACGUUAAGUCUAGACUUUUACAAGGCAACCCGCGAAACAGACUUUGUUGCUACCAAUGGAAUUAUUAUCAGUGGUACACAAGCCAAACUCAGUACAAUGAGGCUCGCAGAAGGGCAUCAAAUAUUCAUAGCUCGCCGGAAGCUGGUCAUAUACUUGUAAGUGACCCGUGGUCAUGGUCUAGUUCCAGCUACAAUGCCGUACAAGACAAUGUCCAGGCUAACAGGUGGUGCUGUAAAGAAAGUUCUGGAAUGUGUGAAAGAUUUAACGCUGUCUUCCCGGACAUGGAGUGUACCAACAUAAUCCCUUAUAUACCCUCACACAUUCUGGGAGAUCCUCAUUUCAUUACUCUGGACGACUUGAACUACACGAUGAACGGCUGGGGAGAGUACACGCUCAUGGACAUCCCCAGCAGAAGGUUUCUUCUACAGGGUAGAACUGAAAAAGCCGAGACUAGCAAUGGCACGAAGAUUAAUGCAACAGUUUUUUCUGCAUUUGCUGCCAAGGAGGGAGACAAUCCAGCAUUCCAAGUCAAGUUAUCCUCGAACAAAUCAUCAAUGAUAAUAAGGGCCAACAAUACUGACAUUACCAGCGACUUUUAUAGACUGUCUAACUACACUCUGGUCACAGAGAACGUAGGAAUACGUCGUGAGGACAUUUUGAACAAGACCUAUGUCGUUGCCUCAUUCCCUGCAGGUGUAACAAUCAUAGUUCAGGUUGGAGUAAGAGCUCUAGAAAUAGACCUAGAGGUGGACAAAUCUCUCAUGUAUCUGACCACAGGUCUCCUGGGCAACUUCAAUGGAAUACCUGAGGAUGACUUCGAGCUACCAAACGGAACAGUGCUACCAAGUAAUAUAAGUGAAAAAGUGAUUUUGGAACAGUUUGCUUCCUGGUAUAAAGUAACUCCAAACAACUCUGUGUUUAUCUAUGAUGCUGGUCAAACUACAAACGACUAUCAACAUCCCGAGUUUGUUCCUGUCUUCAGUGACACUCUAAGCCAAGCUCAAGUCAAUGAGGCUGUAACACUGUGUGGAGCCAAUAACAGAGAGUGCAUUUAUGACUAUUUUGUCACCAGGGAUGCUGCUGUUGCUGUAUCUACAAAAGUUAAGAAAGAAGCAACUGUCAUGCUAAAAAAUGAAUUAUCCAACUCGCCGCCAAUCUUAGUGAUUUCCAACCAGACUAAACUAACCAACAACAGAUGGACUGUUCAAGAAAAUGCGGUGAAUGUUUUGCAGUUGUCAACUACAGAUGCUGACUUGGAUAAUGUUACUAUAAUAAAUUUAUCCAACAGUACAGCAAUCUCCUUGUCUAACGGAAGUGUACGAUUUGUACCAAUAAAAAAUGACACCAUUAGACUCAGUUUCCAGGCCAGAGAUUCUAAGGGAGCUUACUCUGCAGUACUAAACAUACCAGUUACACUAUGCCCGUCGUGUAGUGGGCGUGGCGUGUGUGAUUUGAACUCUAGCUCUCUGGUUGAAUAUCUAGACGGCAUGUAUCGGGUACAGAGAUGCAUUUGCCAGCCGGCGUACACAGGUUCCUACUGUGAGUCAGAGUUAGACGGAUGCUCAUCUCAGCCAUGUUCCAGGGGACAGACCUGCACUGAUCUAACAGCUGCACAGCAAGGAAAUGCAACAGAGGGCUACAUUUGUGGGCCUUGUCCGACUGGCUUCAACAAUGUUAACAAACAAUGCAUAGAUAUCAAUGAAUGUUUGAAUACAAGUCUGUGUGAUCAAGUCUGCAUUAAUACUGAAGGAUCUUACAAAUGUCAAUGCGAUGAAGGCUUUACUCUUAGUCCCAUAGACUUAAGGACAUGCUCGGGUCAACAGUGCAACAGAACUUUGACAGCUACAAGUGGUACAAUAAUGUCCCCUAACUUUCCGCAAAAUUAUCCUGACAACAGUUACUGCACUUUGACUAUUUUAAGUAACCAAAUUGGCGCAGUGGUAAAAAUCAACAUUACUGAGUAUGAUGUUGAAGGUUGCCCAUACGACUUUUUGAACAUAUAUGAUGGAAAUAACUCAAAUGCAAGUCCUUUGGGGCCUUUCUGUACAGCAGCACCAGGUUCAAUAACAUCAUCUGGAGGUGCCAUGCACCUUGUGUUUGUUUCUGAUGGAUCGGAAACAAGAAAAGGAUUCAGAGGAACUUAUACUAUUGAGAAUAAAUGUCGAGUCCAGAGCUGCUCUCACUCUUGUGAAGUUAUUUCCACCAGUCCCAGAGUUGAGCAAUGUGUCUGUCCAGAGUGGUCUAGACUUGACCCCAACAAUAGUAGCAGAUGUCUGGAAAUUAAUGCUUGUAACACAACAGUUACAAACACUUCCGGAUACAUUGUGAGCCCUGGAUACCCAAAUUUCUAUCCAACAAAUAUAACUUGUUACUGGAUAAUAAAUUCUGCAACUGGUGCACAAGUUACAUUCAGAGUAACUGACAUCAACAUUGAGACAAGCAUUAGUUGUACCUAUGACUACGUCAGAGUCUUGGAUGGUAACACUAGUGGCUCUAGAAGUAUUGGACAGUAUUGCGGUAACAACCCACCUUUAGAUCUUAUAUCUAGCGGUCAGUCCUUGUAUGUCCAGUUCAGAUCUGAUGGCUCUGUCACUGGCAGAGGAUUUAAAGCAGAGUUUUCAAUAUCAUAUCGCACCAUUCCUAGUUUCCUACAUUUAGUAUAGAGGAAAAGCGGAUAUACAUUGCUAAAUGACAGUAGUAAAUUAUUCAUCUCAUAAUGUAAUGUUAUCCAUUGUAUACAUACACCUUUUGUAACCUUUUUAAAAAUGCUAAAUAUUUUGUAACAAUAUAUUCAUUCAUCUCUCAAUUUUGUAUUGUUACAAAUAUGUUUUUUUGCUCUCAUUAUUCUCCUUUGUAGAACUGUAACAUAUAGACAUUUCGUAACAAUUUAUUACAGAUGUGAUCUGCAUCAUCAAUGGGAACAUUACAUUUAUGUCUACUGUUUAAGAGUUUUGUAAUCAAUAUGAUAAAUAUGUAAACAUUGUUUAUAUUCUAAUAAUCAACCUAUGAAUAUUUUUGUUUCCUUUACUAUACCCAUUUCACACACAGAGAAUGAAUUAGUACCCUUACGAACAGAUAAUUUUAUUUAGUUUUUACUAUACUGUAAUUAAAAUAAUUAUAUUUUAUUGUACCUAUGAUACAUUUUAUAAUUGAUUGAAAAAAGUAAACAUUGCCUUGUUUUCAUUUUCGUUUGAUUUAUAUUAACUUACUAAUCAU